GCUCUGCGCACGCGCGGGGGCCAUAUUGGCAGCGGACCCUCGGACGGCGGCGGCGGCGGUCGUUUUCUUUUGAGGCGUGAAACGCUCACCGUACCUCGACUUCAGGGUCUCCCCUCCGGAACUCUAAAGUUCAGAAAACAUGUCUCGAAGAUAUGACUCUAGGACCACUAUAUUUUCUCCAGAAGGUCGCUUGUACCAAGUUGAAUAUGCAAUGGAGGCGAUUGGACAUGCAGGCACCUGUUUGGGAAUCUUAGCAAACGAUGGUGUUUUGCUUGCAGCAGAGAGACGCAACAUCCACAAGCUUCUGGAUGAAGUCUUUUUUUCUGAAAAAAUUUAUAAGCUCAAUGAGGACAUGGCUUGCAGUGUGGCGGGCAUUACUUCUGAUGCUAACGUGCUGACUAAUGAACUGCGGCUCAUUGCCCAGAGGUACUUACUACAGUAUCAGGAGCCAAUUCCUUGUGAGCAGUUGGUUACCGCGCUGUGUGAUAUCAAACAAGCUUAUACACAGUUUGGAGGGAAACGUCCCUUUGGUGUCUCACUGCUGUAUAUCGGCUGGGAUAAGCACUACGGCUUUCAGCUCUACCAGAGCGACCCGAGCGGGAAUUACGGAGGAUGGAAAGCCACAUGCAUUGGCAAUAACAGCGCUGCAGCUGUGUCAAUGUUAAAACAAGACUACAAAGAAGGAGAAAUGACUCUGAAGUCAGCACUUGCUUUAGCUGUCAAAGUCCUCAAUAAGACCAUGGAUGUUAGCAAACUCUCUGCUGAAAAAGUGGAAAUCGCCACACUGACCAGAGAGAGUGGAAAGACUGUCAUCAGAGUUCUCAAACAAAAGGAAGUGGAACAGUUGAUCAAAAAACAUGAGGAAGAAGAAGCUAAGGCUGAGCGUGAGAAGAAAGAAAAAGAACAAAAAGAAAAGGAUAAAUAGAAGACAAAAUCAGGGAUUCUGUAACUCAUUUGGGACACCAUUUCAGUGUAAAAGCAAGCUGUCCUCAUCUACAUUGAGAAAACGACCUUUUUUAGCUCGUGUAGUGGGAACAUAGGACGGUGCCAACUGAACUGGGUCCUCGAUAUUUCUGUCCAUUUGAGUAUUGUCAUGAUGAUUCCUCUUCGUGGACAUCUUAGUCCCUUUACCCCCUUUUGGGAAUAAAACUUGGAAAAAAUGGAAAUG
This is a messenger RNA of Rhinolophus ferrumequinum (greater horseshoe bat), 1168 nucleotides long. It is a transcript of the gene PSMA4, whose product is annotated as proteasome 20S subunit alpha 4. The transcript is spliced from 9 exons. Bases 140 to 925 code for a protein of 261 amino acids. NCBI's taxonomy places the organism in Eukaryota, Metazoa, Chordata, Mammalia, Chiroptera, Rhinolophidae. Gene Ontology annotation, cellular component: proteasome core complex; nucleus; cytosol. The record is from RefSeq and is a predicted model, not a curated record. Gene Ontology annotation, biological process: ubiquitin-dependent protein catabolic process.